Molecule: messenger RNA, 1515 nt
Organism: Medicago truncatula (barrel medic)
Lineage: Eukaryota; Viridiplantae; Streptophyta; Magnoliopsida; Fabales; Fabaceae
Product: beta-glucosidase 24
Exons: 15
Coding region: 1-1515 (504 amino acids)
Biological process (GO): carbohydrate metabolic process
Molecular function (GO): beta-glucosidase activity
Source: RefSeq, a predicted model, not a curated record
AUGAAGAUGUUUUCAUCUUUGAGAUUUAUUAUGGCAAUCUUGUCUAUUGUUGUUUUGCAUUCCAAUUUGUCUGUGGCAAAAGGUUUGAGAAAUGUACAUCCAAAGCGUGCAUCGUUUCCAUCUGAUUUUCUCUUUGGUGCUGGAUCUUCUGCUAUGCAGAUUGAAGGAGCUGCUCACGAAGGAGGUAAAGGAUUAGGAUUGUGGGAUGAUAUUGUUGAACGACACAAAGCAACAUUUGUGGAUGGUGAUAAGUUUUCUACACUGAUUGAACAUUACAAGCGAUAUAAGGAGGAUGUGCAACAUUUGAAGCAUCUUGGAGUGAAUUCUUACAGAAUGACUAUCUCAUGGAGUAGAGUUAUGCCAGAUGGAACCUUGAAAGGAGGUAUAAACAAAGAAGGCAUCAACUUCUACAACAAUUUGAUCAAUGACUUACUUGAAAAUGAUAUUGAGCCUUUUGUGACUAUCAUGCAUUUUGACUACCCACUAGCCCUUCACCAAAAGCUUCGCGGCUUCUUAAAUCGCACUAUUGUGAAUCAUUACAAGGAUUAUUGUAAUCUACUAUUCAAAACAUAUGGAGAUAGAGUGAAGCAUUGGACAACAUUCAAUGAACCACAAGUGACAGCUAUCCACAAUUACAUGCACGGCUAUGAUAAUGACGAUCGUGAACCAUGCCAAGACACUGGAAUGUGUUCAGAAGCUUAUACAGUCCUUCAUAAUUUCCUUAUUUGCCAUGCCACAGCAGCAAAGUUAUACCGAAAAAAAUUUCAAGCAACACAAAGGGGAGAAAUUGGAAUUGUGUUACAAGCUCCAAAUUAUGUUCCGUAUAGUUCAAAAUCAGAGGAUGUAGAUGCUGCUAAUAGACUAAUGGAUUUUAGUUUUGGAUGGGUUUUAGACCCAAUAUACUACGGAGAUUAUCCACAAAUCAUGAGAAAGUUAGUGGGGAAUAGAUUGCCCAAGUUCACUAAAAAGGAGGAAAAUAUGAUCAAAGGAAGUUUAGACUUUGUGGGAGUCAAUUAUUAUUAUUCUGUUUUUGCCAGACAUGAAUCAAAUAGAAGCAAUAUGUUCCCUCUUGACAAUUUUGAUGCCUUAGCUGCAACUAAUGAAUUUAAUGCAGAAGGAAACACGACUGGACCCAAGGAUCAAUAUAGUGGAAUGUCAGUCUAUCCCAAAGGAUUAUAUGACUUGUUGAUAUACAUGAAAGAAAAGUACCAAAAUCCCAAUAUCUACAUCACUGAAAAUGGUAUUUCUUCUCCCAAUAUGACAAAUCAAUUGAAGGAUGAAAAUCGGAUCGCAUACAUCGCAACACAUAUAAACACUACUAAAGCAGCAAUCGACAAUGAUGUAAACGUUCGUGGAUACUUUGUUUGGGCAGCAUUUGAUACAUUUGAAUUUCAUGCGGGUUAUUCUGGCCAUAUGGGGCUUUAUCAUGUUGAUUUUAAUGAUAAUCUCAAGCGUGUGCCAAAGGCUAGUGCUAAAUGGUAUAGAAAUUUUAUGACAUCGAAUUAUAGAAAAUAA